CUUUUUUUUUGCAGAAAUAAGUAACCCAAGUGUAAUUUUCUAAGGGAAAAGAGUAAAUGUUGAAUAGAAAGUAGAAAGUUAUUUGAAUGGGAGUAGAAAAGUUUGAAAAAGAUUAGCAGGAGGAUUAAAUUGAAUAAUAAUACUAAUUAAAACUGUAGUGAAAACGCUUUUCUAUUUUGCUUCUUUUUCUUUUCUUUCCAUUUUUUUUUAUAUGCGACAGAGUUUUUCCAUAAACUGUUUCUAGGAACUUAUUUGAGCUAAAGAAAAGCAAAAAAAGUAAAAAGUAAAAAAAUAGUUCUUAUCCAAAUCAAAGAAUUUGUCAAGAACUAGCUAUAUUUCCUUUGUCUUGCUUUCCCUAUUACCUACCAACCACAUCGCUACCUCCUAUGCCCAGAGCCCAAAAAGGAUUGUUGUUGGUGGAGUGCGAUCCAACUGUCAAACAACUCAUUCUAAAUAUUGACGAAAAGUCACCUGGAAUCGUUAUUGAAGAAAUCGACGACGAACGUCUUCUCGUAAACGAGCAUCGUCUGGAACAAAUCAAGGCCGAGCUUGAACGUCGUCUGGAGGAAAAUACAUACCAAGUUGAGGAUUAACUGUUGUUUGCUUUUGGUAUCAUAAAAAAAAAACUUACUCAAUUUCUUUUCAUUAUAUUAUCUAUUCUAUAACGCAAAACAUUUUGCAAACAACCAUUCCUAGUCGUAGAAAACGUACAAAAGUUAUUGUAGAAGAUUAAAAAGUGUCAAAGGAUGGUUA
Schizosaccharomyces octosporus yFS286 is the source of this 753-nucleotide messenger RNA. RefSeq names its product transcription factor TFIIH complex subunit Tfb5. Lineage: Eukaryota; Fungi; Ascomycota; Schizosaccharomycetes; Schizosaccharomycetales; Schizosaccharomycetaceae. The record is from RefSeq and is a predicted model, not a curated record. The transcript has a single exon. Gene Ontology annotation, biological process: transcription initiation at RNA polymerase II promoter; transcription by RNA polymerase II; nucleotide-excision repair, preincision complex assembly. Bases 387 to 593 code for a protein of 68 amino acids. Gene Ontology annotation, cellular component: transcription factor TFIIH holo complex; transcription factor TFIIH core complex.